Messenger RNA from Paraphaeosphaeria sporulosa, 1242 nucleotides. RefSeq lists its product as uncharacterized. The record is from RefSeq and is a predicted model, not a curated record. The transcript has a single exon. Lineage: Eukaryota; Fungi; Ascomycota; Dothideomycetes; Pleosporales; Didymosphaeriaceae. Bases 1 to 1242 code for a protein of 413 amino acids.
AUGUCUGCCGCUGGUCCUUCAGCCGCUCCUGCAACUCCGAGCUACCCCAUGCUGACGCGUAUCCCCGGCAUGGGCGCCUCCAUCCAACUCCCUCCCUCAAAUGAUGGCACGCCGGCAAUCACAAUCCACUUUGAGAUUGGAGGCGGCACUAUCACCCUCCCAGAUGGGCGCCAAAUCACGUACAGCCCCCAGGGAGCACAGCUGUACCCCACUGCGCAGCCCGUCCCGCUGGUCAACGAGCAGGUCGCCCGGCAGCACGGCGUCACUGAUUCCAAUUUCAGCACCCGUGCGUCGGAUUCUGAGGUUCCAGACGUAAAUUCAGAGAUGAUGGACGUGGGAAACUUGGACGGCGAUGUUGAUGCGGACAUUGAGGACUGCACCGAUGUCCCUUUCUCGGAUCAACGUGUCCUUCAGUGGCGUACGUCGGUUCCACGCGGGGAGCUGAACGCUCCAUAUCCAGCUUUCGAAGACCAGAGCAUCGCUACUGAGAGCGGUGGAACGCAUUAUGGUUCGCCCAGCACUGUCUUGAGUGGUGGGAGCACGAUUGGUGCUGAAGAGGAGAACUCGGUCGGUGACGAGACGGCGCAUGACAGGAACGUGCGUUACUACGACCAGUUGCUGAACUCCGAAGAGGACACAACCGAUGAGGGCGCAACCGAUGAGGACGCGGGUUACAAGGGCGGAAACGAGGAGGACGAGAUUGACGAGGCCAGCGCGUCCAGUUACGAAGCUCACACCUCAUCCUCAUCGUCUUCCGCCACGGUCAUCGCGCCAAACCGCAAGACCGCCAGCAAAAAGCACGCAGCUCGCAAGAAUGCGUCACGCAAGAACUUGGCCGACGACUCUUCUUCAACUUCGUCGCUAUCUUCUCCCCCUUCGUCGAUGUUAUCCACUCCCACGAUCGUCGCGCCCACCCGUAGGGCCAAGCAGCCCGUCCGAUCCGACAGGGCGUCCCACCCCGACACCACCGACUCCGAGCCCGUCGUUGUCCCAGUUCGCCGGAAGCAGGAGUCUAAUAUCGUGCGGCUCAAGCGGUUCAAGCGCCAGCAGGCCGAGGCUAGGGCGCUUCGGUCCAGCAAUCCCAGCCCUGAGCGCCGCCCCGAUGCUGAAAACAACGGCUCCGAUUUGGACGCCGAGUUCGAGGGCUCUUUGGAACCAGAGACGGAGACUGAGACUGGGCCUGCGUCUGAGUCAGAAGAGCGCUCGGAGUACGAGCCGGAUGAUGACGCAGGAGAUGAAUAG